AUGCUCAUACAUAAUAUUGCUCAUAUAAGAAAGCUACAAUGAAAAUACAAACAGAUGUGAAACUAAAGCUAUACCAAUCAACAGAGGAGUUCGCAGGGAGAUGUUAUCUCACCAAAGCUAUUCACACUUGGACUGGAAGACAUGAUCAAAUACAUUAACUGGGCAAAUAAAGGAAUAAAUGUUAAUGGAAGAAAACUGAGUCAUUUAAGAUACGCUGACAACAUUGUAAUAUUCGCUACAAGUUUCGAAGAUGAACUUGGAAAAAACAAAAAAAAAAUGACAAAUCUACCGAACAUUAGAGAAAUAAAGUUGAAUGACAUAAAUUUACAAUCAGUAAGCAAAUACAUCUACCUGGGACAGAUAAUGAAAGUUAACAAAGAAAAUCAAACUGCCACUAUUACCAGAAGAAUAAGGUUAGCGUGGGCAAGAUUUAGAAAAGUAAACCAAGAUAUGAGAAAUAUGGAAAUACGUGCUUGGCGGAGGAAGGCGAUGGAUAGGGACGACUGGAAAAAAUUCUUGGGGAGGCUAGGACCCACACAGGGUUGUAAAGCUAAAAAUGAUGAUAAUGAUGUAUCCUCCCUAUACUCACGUGUGGUUUACAGACGUGGACACUCACCAAGUCUAAUAUGGAUAAAAUAGUAAAAGCACAAAGAGCGAUGGAAAGAUCA
Messenger RNA from Diabrotica balteata, 668 nucleotides. The record is from the annotation of a GenBank genome assembly. Lineage: Eukaryota; Metazoa; Arthropoda; Insecta; Coleoptera; Chrysomelidae.